This is a messenger RNA of Adineta ricciae, 999 nucleotides long. Lineage: Eukaryota; Metazoa; Rotifera; Eurotatoria; Adinetida; Adinetidae. The record is from the annotation of a GenBank genome assembly.
AUGGAGCACGAAGUGAAUGACAACGAAGUCAUCUCCGAUAGUCAAUCGUUUUCGUUGACACGGCCAUCGAGCGCAGCGAGUUCAGAUAUGCCAAAAGUCAACCUUCGAUCACGUCGAAAUAGUUUGAUAAAACGGCAAUCAACUACGAUUGAUGUUAAUGAUACGUCUCUAUUGGAAACGAAACAAACGCCAAUUAAAGUGAUCGUUGUCAAUGGGAAAUGUUCUCAAAAUUUCAAGACAACAUUAGAAGAUUGCGUGGAAGAUUGUAUUCUGGAAUAUCCGCAAGAGCAAAACUCAGUCUAUGUUUCUAAGCCAGGACAGACAAUACAAAUUCCCACGGGAAAUAAUCGAACUUCUAAUAUUUUACUACGAGAACAUAGUGCAACUGCACGACUGUCAGCGAAGUCAAGUCGACGACGAAAUUCAAUUAAUCAAUAUAAUUCACAACAAGCACCAGGUAGUGCACGUACUAAUGUGUCAAAUAACGUUGCAUUACCCUCCAUCGCUCUAGCAGCAAUAACAUCUGCGCGUAUACGUCAUCAAAUUGGCCAACAAAAGUGCCAUCUCGUCGAAGAUAUAUCUGAAGAGCAAUUACAUGUAACUCAAAUCCCUACAACACCAUUGAUUGAGCCUAAUACAAAUCAAUCCGAGCAAGACUCGAUCCAUCCUGACGAAACGAUCUCACCGAGUCCGUCGCCAGAGAUCAUAAUUUUAUCAUCGCCAUCUUAUCAACGAACCAAACGAGCACUAUCAUAUCGUGAACGUCAAAAAACUUAUCUUCUCUCGGAUUUAGUCAUGCUUGGUCCCGAACGUUACACUCAUGUUUUUAACCUUCCGCGUUAUCAAUCGCGAUUGCGUCCACGAAAUGAAAAUUUGUCUGAACUUGAUCGCGUUAAGCAAGAUCUCUUCCAUCGAUACCUCUGGACGCAAAAUCCUCAAGUAUCAUGUCGCAUCCGUCCAGCUACAAAUUAUUCGCGUCGUGCAACACUCGUUAUCUAA